AAAAUUCGCGAAAAAGUUAUAAAAAGAAGGUCAUAUUAUAUUUGCACAACCGAAUCAACUUUGUUAGCUAAUUGUUCAAAAUAACCCCCAUAAAACUUACGUUUGCGCAGUUGGCUGUACCGAUGCAACAUAUGGAAAUCUAUUGGUAUCAGCCAACUGGGUAUCACUGACAAAUCCCCAUCCAAGAACCAGCUUCUUGUAAAUAGCCGAUAAAGUUCCCAUGAUUGCCAGAGCAUCGCCACAUGAUGGUCCCACUACAACAUCUACAUUCAUUUCCUUCAUAAACUUCAUUCCAGCUUUCGCGACGCUUGCUCUAUCGCAUUCGGUAUAUUCCAUGUAAUAUCUGAAAUAAUUCAUUAACUUUUGAAUUUAUUGAGAUAAGACGUACUCAACAUCAAAAUCUGUCAAAAAUCCUUUGGAUUUCAAGUAUUGUACUGCAAUUGGAAGAGUUCCACCACAAGAUGCCCAUCCUAUAGAUCCAGAUUGAGUGUCUUGUGCGGCUGCAAUUCCAACUCGAAGCUAAAGAUAUAAAUUUUUAUGUAUUUCAAAUGUUCAACAUGAUUUUAAAAUUAAAAAAUAAUUACCGUCCGCCUUGACGAUGGUAUCACUUGACAUUCGGAUGCUCCAAGAACCCAGAGCAAAACCAUGGAAAAAUAUAGAAGCCGCAUUUUUCAUCAGAAUAAGUAAUUUUUCGAAAACAAUAAAUAGUAAAUUGAAAUUCUACUACUUCUGGGGGUUGGUCUUAAUAGAUUUCCAAACUUUUCUUAAACGAGAUUAUCUUCCCAAUUUUGCACCUUUUUCUUUGAAACCAUACGCAUUUGGGGGCUUCUUGCUUAAUGUUUGAAGUUUUAAUCUUGUUGGUAUCUGCAUCAAACUUCUCUAUUCAAAAAUAACAUUUUAAUCCGGAUAUCAAAAUUUGGUGGUCUUAUUUAUAGUUGUUAUUAUACUUGAAUUUGCUUAAUAAUGAAAAGCUUGGAUUCACGGAAGUUGGUGAAAUUGCAAAAAUGUUUGAAAACUUCCGUUUAAAAGUUACCUUUUUGUAAAUAAAAUAUUUUCAACUCUUAUGACUUUCCAUAAAAUACAACUACGACAAAAAGUGAUACGAUUGCUAAAUAGCGGACCUUGGUCGAUGUCAACUGAACAUACCUGAAUGCAUAAUGCAACUUCCCAAAACGUUUUCCAAAUGUUCAAAAAUUAAACUAUAAUGACUAUUUUUGUAUAGGAAAUGAUCAUUUUGCAUUAGUCGAUUCCUGUGAAAUCUCUAGUUUUUUAGUAGGUGAUUACUUUCUCUAAAACUGCACGGGGAGAGCCUACACUUCUCUAAUAAUCUUCUCUAAUAAUAGCACCUCCUUAACCGAUUGCGUCACUGUACAUUCCAAAAUGCACGUAGUAUUUUUGCACCGAAUCCGUACUCACGACGUCAGCAAAGACACAUUAUGAUGUGAAAACAUAUUUGAAAUAGGAGAAAUUAUUUGAAACAGUUAAAGUUUGUCUAUAUUGAAAGGUUUCUUUUGUGUUCUAGCGCACAAAAUUUCAUAACCUAGAAACCAGUGCAAACAUUUUUAGUUUGGCUUCAUUUUAUUUUAUUUCGAUCUGGAAACUUUGCAGGGAUGAGAUUGUAACUCGAAAUAUGAAAAAAAAAAAACAAAUGAGCGUUGGAAAGCUGCAAUACAAUAAAUGCUAAUUUUAAUUACCAAAUAAUUACUUGACGUGAGGUUUCGAAAUGAAAUUCAAAUCGAAAACAAAAUUUAUUUCUCAAAAUGGACUUCACAGGACCUCCGUAUGGCAAAUGGAAUGAACAAGUAAUUUUUAAAAAAUUCUAAUAAUUCAUAGUUUUUUAAUUUUCAGCUCGGUGCCAACGCAACUAAUCAAACUGAUCAAAAAGCCAAGAUUUUGGUGGAUAGUAUGUUAAAUGGAAAAUCUGGUAUUCUGCUGACUGAAAGUAUUUUGAAACUGAAAGAAAAUUAAUUGUAGAUAACCAGCAAGCCAGAAACAUCGCAUCUCCAACACACACCAAUUGCUCGAAUUUUCGUUAAAAUUUAAACUAGUCGAUAAUUAUUUGAAUAAAUCUUUAAAUUUCAUUGAAUUUUUAUGAAUUCGGAUGAAAGAUUAUGAAACAUUUUAAGAUUGUAUUUGAUUAUUUCAGACAAUUUUCAAUUAUUUAAAACACAAAAAAUACUGACAGUUUGUGAAAUUCCAUUUUGCAUUUUGUUAGCACUUUUUGGAAUUGUUUGCAUAUUCAAAAUUCUAUCUGGAAAACUUUAAAUUUCAGCUCGAUUUUUGAUUUCUAGUGUUCCUGUGCUUAACAUCACAGCACACACAAAACACAGCGAAACACGAGCAAAUAGGUGCUCAAAAUUCAAAAAUUUACUCCCUACAAGGCAACGUGGCACUUCACUCGUUAGCUAUUCACACCUGUACACACACAUAUAAGUUUCCAUUGCCAUUCCGGUCACUGACGUUUUUUAAAAGUGUCAAUUUCCUGCAAUUCGUUUCCGAAUUUCGCGAGACCAACUUCCGCGCGGAAGCCUUGGAACGCGAAAUUGGAGCAUGUUUAUUUGUGCACCUGAGAGACCCAUCAGAGUCCACCAGAGGUGGAGCCAACUGUGAAAAUGAAAAAUCCGGAAAACUGGGUGUGAAGUGUCUAUGUAUGUAUUUCAUGUAUAAAAUGAAAACAUGUGAAGAGUUAACGAGCCUUUCGUGAGUGACACAUUCAAGUUUAAUUGAAAUUUUUCGGAAAACGAUGCGGUGCUCAAUUAUGUGGACUUUUGUGCUUUUGGCUAUACCAAUGGUUACAUCAGAGCUAUUUGCCCUCACACCGGUUAGCAGAGUUCGCCGACAAUGCUGUGGGAGAUCGAGUUCAUCGUGUUGCUCAUCCUCAUCUUCUAAUUCCUAUUGCAUACCGGUGUGUAUGGCACAGUGCCAGUCGUCGUGCACAACACCAAUAUGUCAGCAACAAUGUAGCAACCAAUGUAAUCAACAAUGCACUUCAAUAACCAUCUCAUCGGGUCCUUCCUGCUCCUCAUGUCAAUCCGCUUGCUCAUCGGCUUGCACUACGCCCACUUGCAUACGUACUUGCCAAAGAAAUUCGUGUUCAAAUCUUUGCAACACCGGUUCAAACUCUUGCACAAAUCGCUGCAACUCUCAAUGUCUUCAAAUCUGUACUACUCCAUCUUGUACUAAUACUUGCUCCAACUCGUGUUCGAACGCUUGCUCAAAUGGUGGAAAUCAACCAAUCGUCAUUGUGAUUCCAUCAAGUAGUAGAAACUGUCAGAAUUCGUGUCAAAAUCAAUGCUCAUCGGCAUGUACUACAAUGACUUGCCGUCAAACAUGCCAAAACACUUGUCUAGGAUCAUGUAAUUCAUGCUCCGGUGGUGGUUGCAAUAGCAAUAACUCUAAUCUCGUAGUGGUGACUCCCUGCGAGCGCUCAUGUAACAGUGGCUGCCGUUCCACGUGUUCUUCAACAUCCACCCUUAGUGUCUGCAUUCCAGCAUGUCAACAAACUUGCCGGUCAACUUGUAGUACUGCCAAAACUUUUGUGAUUCCAUGCACUUCUGGUACAUCUGGAAACUCGUGUUCAUGUUCUACUGGUUACUCGAUUUGCGGCUCACAGUGUUGCAGAUCUUAAUUGAGCUUAAAUAUAUUUAAUUAUUAAUGUUUUUUCCCUGAACAUAAAUACUUAUGAAAUUAGACCUUAAUUCUUAAAAAUGUUUUAUGGUAAGAAACUAUAAAAAUUUACAAGUAAAA
Caenorhabditis elegans is the source of this 3747-nucleotide messenger RNA. RefSeq names its product Activated in Blocked Unfolded protein response (gene idpp-8). The transcript has 5 exons. The record is from RefSeq and is marked reviewed. The coding region runs from base 2744 to 3628 and encodes 294 amino acids. Lineage: Eukaryota; Metazoa; Nematoda; Chromadorea; Rhabditida; Rhabditidae.